This is a messenger RNA of Scleropages formosus (Asian bonytongue), 4187 nucleotides long. RefSeq names its product intraflagellar transport 122 homolog (Chlamydomonas) (gene ift122). Gene Ontology annotation, biological process: intraciliary retrograde transport; non-motile cilium assembly; protein localization to cilium. The transcript is spliced from 29 exons. The record is from RefSeq and is a predicted model, not a curated record. The coding region runs from base 94 to 3660 and encodes 1188 amino acids. Gene Ontology annotation, cellular component: non-motile cilium; intraciliary transport particle A. Gene Ontology annotation, molecular function: protein binding. NCBI's taxonomy places the organism in Eukaryota, Metazoa, Chordata, Actinopteri, Osteoglossiformes, Osteoglossidae.
AAACACGUCUUCAAUUCGGGAGCGGAGCCGUGCGGGCCUUAUUAACACACUGUUGCAUUAAAUGUCACCGCAUUUAGAAAACAUACACACACCAUGAGAGCCGUUCCCACAUGGAUCGAUAAAGUACACGACCGAGACAAAGUGGAACAGUGUAUUUAUGACUUGGCCUUCAAGCCAGAUGGGAGUCAGCUGAUCGUGGCCGCAGGAAACCGAGUUCUGGUGUAUGACACGUCUGAUGGAACUCUGAUACAGCCCCUGAAAGGACACAAGGAUAUAGUGUACUGUGUGGCUUAUGCAAAAGAUGGGAAGCGAUUUGCCUCAGGGUCAGCAGACAAGAGCAUCGUAAUCUGGACAUCCAAACUUGAGGGUAUUUUGAAAUACACACACAAUGACUCAAUCCAGUGCGUUGCCUACAACCCUGUUACACACCAGCUGGCAUCGUGUUCCUCAGGCGACUUUGGCUUGUGGUCCCCAGAGCAGAAAUCUGUAUCCAAGCACAAAGUCAGCAGCAAGAUCACCUGUUGUGGGUGGACCAAUGACGGGCAGUACCUUGCUUUGGGGAUGAUGAAUGGAGUUGUGAGUAUCCGUAACAAGAAUGGGGAGGAGAAGGUGAAGAUUGAGCGUCCUGGAGGCUCUUCCUCUCCCAUCUGGUCCAUUGCCUGGAACCCUUCCAAAGACGACCACAAUGACAUCUUGGCCGUGGCAGACUGGGGGCAGAGACUCUCCUUCUACCAGCUCAGUGGAAAGCAGAUUGGGAAGGACAGGGCCUUGAAUUACGAUCCCUGCUGCGUCAGUUACUUCUCCAAAGGGGAGUAUAUUGUCAUGGGGGGCUCGGACCGGCAGGCCUCCCUCUACACCAAGGACGGGGUUCGCCUCGGUACCGUGGGGGAGCAGAGCUCCUGGGUCUGGACCUGCCGAGUCAAGCCAGACUCCAACUACGUGGUGCUGGGCUGCCAGGACGGGACCAUCGCUUUCUACCAGCUCAUUUUCAGUACAGUUCAUGGACUCUACAAGGACAGAUACGCCUACAGGGACAGCAUGACCGACGUCAUCGUACAGCACCUCAUCACUGAGCAAAAGGUGAGAAUAAAGUGCAGGGAGCUGGUGAAAAAGAUAGCCAUCUACAGGAACCGCCUCGCCAUCCAGCUGCCUGAGAAAAUCCUUAUCUACGAGCUGUACUCAGACGAUUUGUCAGACAUGCACUACCGCGUGAAGGAGAAGAUCUGCCGCAGGUUCGAGUGCAACCUGCUGGUGGUGUGCUCUCAGCACAUCAUCCUCUGUCAGGAGAAGAGGCUUCAGUGUCUGUCGUUCAACAGCGUCAAGGAGAGGGAGUGGCUCAUGGAGUCUCUCAUUCGCUACAUCAAGGUGAUCGGUGGACCGCCGGGCCGAGAGGGGCUGCUGGUGGGCCUCAAGAACGGGGCGAUCCUGAAGAUCUUUGUGGACAACCCGUUUGCCAUCACGCUGCUGAAGCAGUCCACAUCGGUGCGCUGCCUGGACAUGAGCGCCUCUCGCAACAAGCUGGCCGUGGUGGACGAGCACAGCACCUGCCUGGUCUAUGACAUCCGCACCAAGGAGCUGCUGUUCCAGGAGCCCAAUGCCAACAGCGUGGCCUGGAACACGCAGUGUGAGGACAUGCUCUGCUUCUCUGGAAGCGGCUACCUCAACAUCAAAGCCAGCAACUUUCCCGUCCACCAGCAGAAGCUGCAGGGCUUCGUCGUGGGUUACAACGGCUCCAAGAUCUUCUGCCUCCAUGUCUACUCCAUGUCUGCUGUGGAGGUUCCGCAGUCUGCUCCCAUGUACCAGUACCUGGAGAGGAAAAUGUUCAGAGAGGCCUAUCAGAUCGCCUGCCUUGGGGUGACGGAGAACGACUGGAGGGAUCUGGCCAUGGAGGCCCUGGAGGGGCUCGACUUUGACACUGCUAAGAAGGCGUUCGUCCGAGUCCGAGACCUGAGAUACCUGGAACUCAUAAGCAACAUUGAGGACAGGAAGAAGCGCGGCGAGAGCAACAACGAGCUAUUCCUAGCCGACGUGUUUGCCUACCAGGGGAAGUUCCACGAGGCAGCCAAGCUGUACAAGCGUGCUGGGUGCGACUCGCGAGCGCUUACCAUGUACACGGACCUGCGCAUGUUCGACUUCGCCAAGGACUUCCUGGGCUCCGCAGACCCCAAGGACACCAAGAUGCUGAUCACGAAGCAGGCGGACUGGGCGCGGAACAUCAACGAGCCCCGGGCUGCGGCUGAGAUGUACCUGUCGGCCGGGGAGCACCUGAAGGCGAUAGACAUCAUUGGGGACCACGGCUGGGUGGACAUGCUGAUCGACAUCGCGAGGAAGCUGGACAAGGCGGAGCGCGAGCCGCUGGCCAAGUGCGCCGGCCACUUCAAGAGGCUCAAACACCACGGCUAUGCGGCUGAGAUCUACUCCAAGAUGGGCGACCUGCGGUCUCUGGUUCAGCUGCACGUGGAGGCGUGCCACUGGGACGAGGCCUUUGAGCUGGUGGAGAAACACCCCCAGUUCAAGAACGACGUGUACGUCCCGUACGCGCAGUGGCUGGCCGAGAACGACCGCUUUGAGGAAGCGCAGAAGGCGUUCCACAAAGCUGGCUGGCAGGACGAGGCCGUGAAGGUGCUGGAGCAGCUGACCCACAAUGCCGUGGUGGAGAGCAGGUUCAACGAUGCAGCCUACUACUACUGGAUGCUCUCCAUGCAGUGCCUGGACAUCGCCCGAGACAACGAAAACAAGAAGGACGACAUGCUGAAGAUGUUCCACAGAUUCCAGCACCUGGCUGAACUCUACCAUGUUUACCACUCCAUCCAGCGCUACACGGAUGAACCCUUCAGCUCCCAUCUCCCUGAGACUCUCUUCAAUAUUUCCAGGUUCCUUCUGCACAACCUCACCAAGGAGGUGCCCCUGGGCAUCUCCAAAGUGAACACCCUGUACACCCUGGCCAAGCAGAGCAAAGCCCUGGGGGCGUUCAAGUUGGCACGUCACACCUAUGAAAAGCUACAGGGCCUUCGGGUCCCUGCCCGCUUCCAGGAGUCCAUAGAGCUGGGCAGCCUGACCGUGCGCUCCAAGCCCUUCCACGACAACGAGGACCUUGUCCCUAUGUGCUAUCGCUGCUCCACCAACAAUCCUCUGCUGAACAACCAGGGCAACGUGUGCAUCAACUGCCGGCAGCCUUUCAUCUUCUCGGCCUCCUCGUACGAAGUGCUUCCCCUGGUGGAAUUCUACCUGGAGAAGGGCAUCACUGAUGAAGAGGCGGUGUCCCUCAUUGACCUGGAGGUGCCACGCACGGAACGGCGAGCAGCGCGGUGGCAGGAGAUGAACAGCAGUGAAUCCCAGUCGCUGAGGCUGGACGACAGUGUGGACGACCCCGAGGAGGAUCCCUUCAUGGCCAAGCUCAGCUUUGAGCAAGGUGGCUCUGAGUUUGUGCCCGUGGUGGUGAGCAGGGCCGUCCUGCGCUCCAUGAGCCGCAGGGACGUGCUGAUCAAGCGCUGGCCCAAACCCCUCAGCUGGCAGUACUACCGCUCCCUGCUGCCUGAUGUCAGCAUCACAAUGUGCCCCUCCUGCUUCCAGAUGUUCCACAGCGAAGACUACGAGCUUCUGGUCCUGCAGCACAACAGCUGUCCUUACUGCCGCAGGCCCAUCGACGAACCCAACUGAGGACCCUGCGGGACGCAGGAUUUCUUCAUGUUGGACGCCACUUGAUCACUCAUUCAUUUAUAUGAAUUUAUAUGUUUUUUAUUUGGACAUUAACAAUGGCGCCACCCCUCGCCAGUCUUUACGGCCCAUUACAGAGGCAACACUUAAACUGAUCAACUGGGAUUACGUGGAUCGCAUAUCUCAGGGCUUUACACAGGUUACAUGAUUUUAAGGUGUAAGGCCUGUGUUUCGGCUAUAGAAUAGGUAUUCUCGAGUGUUCUUUUUAUAAUUGUCAAAAUAAAAUAUAUUUUUAAACAAUUCAACCAAGAAAGAUGCAAAACAAAAAAAUUGCAUAUUUUCAUUGCACAAACGUGGAUGAAAUAUACAAUGUGAUUUAGAGGAUGUGUUGCCCAUUAUAAGCAGAGCAGUGCUUGUUUACAGUUUGUAAAUGUUUUAGUUGAAAUGUUCUUAUUUCAUGGACACAAUAGCUUGAUGUAUAUUUUUACAUGGAAAUCAUGAAAUGUGUAUUUGCAUGGUAUUUGCUAUAU